This is a messenger RNA of Colias croceus (clouded yellow), 3173 nucleotides long. RefSeq names its product transketolase. Lineage: Eukaryota; Metazoa; Arthropoda; Insecta; Lepidoptera; Pieridae. The record is from RefSeq and is a predicted model, not a curated record. Gene Ontology annotation, molecular function: thiamine pyrophosphate binding; transketolase activity. Bases 169 to 2037 code for a protein of 622 amino acids. The transcript is spliced from 13 exons.
GACAAGAGUAGGAAAAAUUCCACCGACUGCGGAGUGCGGAGACUGAUUUCAUUUCAAUUUUCAUUUGAUUUGAGCUCGUGAGCAAUUGAGCGAACGUUUGGUGCGCGUGGUGUGUGGUCGUGAAACGUGUUGUUAAGUUUUAAAUUGUUUAUAAUAACAUAAGUCAAAAUGAAGGGAGACAAGAAAGUAGACCUCCAAGCUUUAAAAGAUAUGGCCAAUAAGCUGAGAAUCGACAGCAUCGUGGCUACAAAUGCAUCGAAAUCCGGACACCCCACAUCAUGUGCGUCCAUGGCAGAGAUCAUGUCGGUGCUGUUCUUCCACACCAUGAAGUACAAGGUCUCCGCGCCAAGGGAUGCCUCCGCAGACAGAUUUAUCCUUUCAAAGGGUCACGCAGCCCCAAUCCUGUACGCUGCUUGGGCAGAGGCUGGUCUCUUCCCUGUAGAAGAACUGAAGCAGCUCCGUCAGCUGACUUCCGACUUGGAAGGUCACCCCACACCUCGCUUGAGCUUUGUGGAUGUUGGUACGGGGUCGUUGGGACAAGGUCUUGCGGUAGCGGCUGGUAUGGCGUACGUCGGGAAGUACUUCGACCAAGCGCCAUACAGGGUAUACUGUCUGGUUGGUGACGGAGAGGCAGCGGAAGGCAGCGUGUGGGAAGCCCUGCACUUUGCGAGCCACUACAAGCUAGACAACCUCGUGGUGAUCUUCGACAUCAACAGGUUGGGACAGUCUGAACCCACCUCUCUGCAACAUCAGAUGGACGUCUACGAUGCCCGUGUGAAAUCCUUCGGGCUCCACUCCCUCGUGGUGGACGGGCAUGAUGUCUCCGAGCUGGUGAAGGCCUUCGAUGAAGCUGCCACAGUGACCGGCAAGCCCACCGCUGUGCUCGCUAAGACGUACAAGGGCAAGGGCUUCCCCAACAUUGAGGAUAAGGAUAACUGGCACGGAAAGGCUUUGGGUGCUGACGGAGAGAAGAUUAUCAAGCACCUCCAAUCCCAGAUCAAGAACGCGUCCCUCAGCCUCAAACCCGUGCCCCCCGUGGCCCAAGCCCCACAGGUGCACAUCGGGGACAUAACCCUGUCCGCCCCACCUGCAUACAAGCUUGGGGAACUGGUCGCCACGAGAUUGGCCUACGGAACGGGUCUGAAGAAGAUCGCUGACACUAAUAUGAGAGUGAUCGCAAUGGAUGGUGACACCAAGAACUCUACGUUCAGUGACAAACUGAGAGCCGCUUACCCUGAAAGAUACGUGGAGUGCUUCAUAGCGGAGCAGACGCUGGUGGGCGUAGCGACGGGUGCCGCGUGUCGGGACCGUGCUGUUGUCUUCGCUUCUACAUUCGCAGCUUUCUUCACUCGCACCUUUGACCAGAUCCGCAUGGGCGCCAUCAGCCAGUCGAACGUGAACCUGGUGGGGUCGCACUGCGGGGUCAGCAUCGGCGAGGACGGCCCCUCGCAGAUGGGGCUGGAGGACCUCGCGCUGUUCCGCGCCGUGCCCACCGCCACUGUGUUCUACCCCAGUGACGCAGUAUCAACAGAGCGCAGUGUGGAGUUAGCGGCCAACACGCGCGGCAUCUGCUACAUCCGCACCUCGAGACCCAACACCGCCGUUAUUUACGACAAUAACACCGUGUUCAAGGUGGGAGAGGCUAAAAUCGUGCGCGAAUCCAGCAAGGACAGCGUGUUGCUGGUAGGAGCUGGUGUUACACUGCACGAGGCUCUGGCCGCUGCACAGCUGCUCAAGCAGGAAGGUAUCGAAGCCCGCGUGCUGGACCCGUUCACCAUCAAGCCGCUGGACGACAAGGCGGUGCUGAGCCAUGCUCGGGCGGUCGGUGGGAGAGUUGUCGUGGUUGAAGAUCAUUAUCAGGCUGGUGGUAUCGGCGAAGCGGUACUAUCAGCUCUAGCCCUAGAGCGUAACGUCAUAGUGCAGCACUUGUGUGUCCGCGAACUGCCUCGCUCCGGCCCGCCACAAGCACUGUUGGACAAAUAUGGCAUCUCUGCACCGCACAUUGUGGCCGCUGCCAAGAAGAUAUUGAGCGCUUAAGUGGAUUGAAACCCCCUCCCCUAAAUAUAUAGGCUUUCUAAACACAUAGACAGACAUAGAAACGAAUACACGAAGGAAACACAGACAUAAAAAGUAGAUAUAUACAUACAGAACUGGACAUAAAUACACGCAACGUCUGAUAUAUUCAAACGUACAGACAUACAGAAAGAAACAUUCACAAACGAGCGCACACGCAAAUACAUAGAAAUGAGCACACACACAUAGUAUCGUACAGAGUACAGACGUACAAACAUAAACACAAACCGACUAUACAUCCAUACAUAAGGAAAAUACUAAAUAAAUCAACAAACGUAACAUAAAACGGGGGAGGGGGUGAUUACAAGAAAGAAUAACAUAUAAUAUAUAGAAAUGGGGGGAUUAACGUUCCUUAUAUAAAGUGCACUUAGUGAUUUAAGAGAAAUAGAAAAGGGGAAGGUGUAAACUAAACAGAAACCAGCCAAAACCGUGCCCUUAUAUUUUUGUAUCAUAUAAGAAAUAAUCCAAACGCUAUAAGCGUAUUUACAAGUCUCGAACGUAGUUUAAAAAAUAGUGCUAAAAUAUGUCUUAUAUUUAAAAGUGCAAUGAUUAACUAUAACCUACGUUCCUGUUAAAUUUGUAGCCAUAGAGAAUCGGCACAUUCCUCUACAUUCCUCAAUGGAACCAGAGCGCGUAUUUUUAUACAUUAGUUGUUAUAAUUAUUGUUACAAAUGUAUGUUUAUAUAUCAUUCUAUAUGGGAAGUGCCUUAGGGUUUUGUAACGGUUUUUGAGGGUAGUUGUAAGCUAUAUUAUAUACGUGUCGGUCUGUCUGUCGCACAUUGUUGUCAAUUUUGUCAUUUUUUUAUUAAUUUCAAAUAGUUUUGUAAACUCUGUUAUAUGCCAAUAAUCGGUUGUGCAGUUUUGAUACAUUUUUCUUAUAUUAAUUGAUUUAUACGUUCCCAGGCUUAUUUUUGAUUGCUAUAAGGCGUUUAUUUGGGACCAAUUUAUUUUUUAUUUAAUCAUUUUUUUCUUAUGUAUAAGGCGGGUUUCCGUGAGAACAAUAAAGCACAAAUAAAUUGAGUUAAAAUGUUUAUUGGUCAUACAUUCCUGUUGCAUUUGCUUUGUGAAGCGCAUUGUUUUUAAUAAAUUUAUAUCAAAUA